AGAGGUAUGAAUAUCCGACCUAAUUUGCCGUGUAGCCUAAUUUGUAAUGGUUAAGUUAAAUAAAAUCCGCGUACGUCGAUUGUAACAACAUGUAAUGCAAUAGCCUAGGCUACGUUAAGUUUAUUUUUAUUUUUAGUUUAGUUUAGUUUGAAUAUAGGUCCCCUUGUUUCCUGGUCCUUUGAUCAUCAGUGCAGAUAAAGGAUGGCGGAGAGGCAUCCUGACACUGACGGAGUAAUAGGGAAGACCAAAUAUGAAAUGGAACUCCCUGAACAGAAUGUUUUGGAGUCCCAUGGUAAAGAUGUGCAAUUUGCUGAAAGUGUGGAUCUUCGUAGCCAAAGUCGCUCACCAGUACCCAGUGUAAUUUCCAUGAGGAGUGACGAGUCAAUGGGUCGCUUUAUUGAGUUUGAAGGAGAGCAAAGCACCAGGGUUGAUUUGGAUAGGCCAGAGUCGCUGAGCAGUUCAUCUUCAUAUUUUGAACCUGCAUUGAAGACUUCAUCUGAUAAAGCUCAGAGUGAACACACUACAGAACCUGGGGGUAUUCUCUGUGCCGUUUGCCCAAAGAGGGCUUUCAAGUCCUGCCUUACCUGCAUGGCCUCCUACUGUGAGCUCCAUGUAAGGCAGCACUAUACAGCUCCAGCACUGCAGAGACACAGGCUGGUGGAGGCCACUGAAGACCUGGAGCAGAAGCUGUGCUCACGACACCACAGAGAGCUGGAGCUGUACUGCAGGACUGACCAGACGGCAAUCUGUAUGAUAUGUAUGAAAACUGAACACAAUGGACACAAUGUAAUCACAAAUCAGAGCUUGGGAAUGAAAUCGGAAGUGGAAAUUAAGUCAACUGUCCCUCCUCCUGGGCCCAUUGAGUUCUCCUCAGUGAAGCCAGACUCUGUGUGUGUGUGCUGGGGACCUCCUGAGGGACUGACUGGACCCCACAUAUUCAGGGUCACAUGGACGGGUGAAGGCAGCCAGGGGAAUCUUGAGGUGCAGGACCUGAAGCUACAUGUGCAGGAGCUGACUUCAGGAGAGAACUACAUGUUUACUGUGGCCACCCUCAGUGAUGAUGACAGAGAGAGCCCAUGUGUGUCUGCAACUGUGCAAACAGAUAUUCUUCCACCUGAAUGUCUUGAUGUAGAUGUGCAUUUAACGUCAGUCUCAGUAACAUGGAGCAAACCAGCAGGAGUUGAUCAGGCCUCAUACUUACUGACCCUCUGCUGUGAUGGGAAAACUCUACAGUCCAUUUCCACCAGAUCUCUUCAGCACUGCUUUUCUGAGUUGGAAAUUGAGAGAGAAUACAGCAUCUCUGUGUCAACAGCACUAAAAGGUGGCCAGAGCAGCGCCAUCUCUGAAACCAUCAGAACAAGUGUUCCAGUCCCAGAGAAACUGGCCUUGGGCUCAGUGACUCAAACAUCAGCUGAUCUCAGCUGGAGUCUGCAUCAGUGGAUGGAGCAGAUUCCACACAGCUUCCUGAUCUCCUACCACAGUGAAGGGACUGAAGCACAGACCAUCUCUACAGAGUCCUGCAGCACAACUCUUACAGAGCUGCAGCCAGACACUCAGUACACUGCCAGUGUCUGCUGUGAGCUCAAAGAUGGGUGGAGAAGUCUGACUACUUCAAUCAACAUUGAAACAGGUAGUGGUAUGCCUGAGGGAUUGUCUGUGGAUGCACUGAAUGAAUCGUAUGUCAGUUGGGAAGCUGUUCUCAAAUGGACCCCACCACAUGGGGCCUACCAGAGUCAACACAGAUUCAAGAUCACCUACCACAGUGCAACAGGUCAAAAUACUAUUACAAACACGGUCUUUGCAGACUCACACUGCAUAACCCUCACAGACCUGCAAUCAGACAUUUGGUACACUGCCAGUGUCUCUACUGUACUCCUAAAUGGAAGGGAGAGCAAGUCCACUUCUGUCACCUUCCAUACAAGUGAGAGGAGGAUCUUGGUGCUUGGAAAAUCAGGUGAAGGUAAAAGCAGUGCUGGAAACACCAUUCUGGGAGAAAAGGUUUUCGAAGUGGGCGAUUCUGCAACUUCACAAACAAGCAGAUGUGAAACAAAGAGUAGGAUAGUCAAUGGGAGGAAAUAUACCAUCACUGACACACCGGGAUUCUUUGACAUAGACAGACCAGACAGGGAGUUGGUACCUGAGAUAGCGAAAUGCAUCUUUAAAAAUACCCCAGGUCCCCAUGUCUUUAUUAUUGUGAUGAGAGUAGGGAGAUACACAACACUGGAGCAAAAAGUUGUAGAGAAGAUUGAAGAAUUAUUUGCAAAAGAUACCUUCAAACAUGCAUUGAUUCUUUUCACACAUGGUAAACACCUGAAAGACCAGACUAUUGAACAGUAUGUGGACCAGUGCAGUACUGUGCACAGAAAAGCUUCUCUGAAGUACUUUGUCAUGAAGGAAUGUCAUGGUCGGUAUCAUGUCAUAGAUAAUGAAGACUGGAAUCAGGAUGAGGGUACCAGUAGCAACAGAACAGAGUUAGAGAAGAUGUUUGCCACCAUAGAAGACAUUGUACAGGAGAACGAAGGGUGUUACAGUACUGACAUUUCUUUGUUAGUUGUGCAAGCCAUUCAACGAGAAAUGGAGAGGAUGAGGGAGUAUGAGAGGCACCUAUCUGACAGCGACAUCAGAGAGAAAGCCAAGAGCCGAGUUGAACAAAAAGUUUUGUUGAAUAAAUGUGUGGCUACACUUCCAGUGCUGCUCUAUUCAGCUUUCAGUUUAGGUAAGAUUUCAGGAUCUUCCAGUUGUGUCCACAGAGCAGCAGCUAUGACAGAAUAUCCUAAUGAAACAGUAAAGGAGGCCUGUCGACAGUUGCGUCUCUUAUUGCAGGAAUAGCACUGUACAUUGUUAUUCAAUGUCUUGUACAUUGUACAAACUCAGAUGAAAAGAGGCAAGAAAGAAACAAGCAGACCCUAAAACCUAAAUUACAUUUUGGCAUUGUCAAAACAGAUUGGAGCUGUUGGAUCAGUAUCUGGUGCAAAGUGCCCAUAAUGCCUUAUUUUGCACGCCAUAUCACACAAGGUGCCAAUAACACCUUAUUCUAACCCAUAUACUAUUGUACCAAUUGCAUAUACUGUAACUUGUUUGUUAGGUAACCAGUACUAAACAUAGUGCAUGAAAAAGACCAGUAUUCAUGCUAUGUGUAGACUGAAUUUGAUCUGGUUUCCAUAUUUAUUUACAAAAUCCUUACUGUAUUCAUCAUUCUGUAAAGAGGCUAGGUGACGGAACCACGUUUUUAAGUAGCCAAUGAAUGUUAGGGGAAGACUUCAGCCAGCAUCAAGAUGUGGCAUCAUGUCAGGGCUUUUUUCCCUCCUCCUCUUUCUCUCUAUCUCUCUCUUUCUCUCUGGUAUGCUCUUGACUUUCUCUGUCCUCUUGAUAUUUUCUUUUCUGUGUCUUUUGUUUUGUCUCAUCCUCACUGAUGGGAAGAAAUGGGUCACUCUAAUUGAUCAUCUUUAUAUAUUUCCCCCCCCAAUAUGUUACUCUUAGUGCUUAGAUCGUUUAGAUUAGUUUAGGAUGCCUCUCAUUGAUAUGAUGUAAUCUAUAUCCCAAGUCAAUAUUUUAUUUAUUUGUUUUACUUUGUUUUCCUGUGCUCUGGUUUUAACCAGAGAGGCAGAUUGUGCAUUAGAGAAGAUUUGUCAACUCACCCAAGUGGGGUAACCAGCAGGGAGCAGUAGACCCUGUGGCUUUGAGUACUAACUAGUGAAUAGAAUAGAAGAAUAGAAUAUAUACUAUUCUUCUUCGUGAGGGAAAUUCCGUUCUCUGCAUUUAACCCAAUUUAACCGAAUUAGUGAACACACAGCACACAGUGACCCACAGUGAGGUGAAUCACACACUAACUCAGAGCAGUGAGCUGCCUGCCCAACCAGCGGCGCUCCGGGAGCAGUGAGGGGUUAGGUGCCUUUUUCAAGGGCACUUCAGCCGUGGACUGGUCGGGGAUCGAACUGGCAACCCUCAGGUUACAAGCCCGAUGCCCUAACCAGUAGGCCACGGCUGCCCCAACCAGUAGGCCACGGCUGCCCCUGUGAUGGUCAGUACUUUGAACCCUUAUAAUAUAGGAGGCCAAGUUUAAUAAAAAUCCUUUCCAUGUGCUCAGGAGGUAUCGUGCAGACACUGCCAUAACAGGCAGAACCAAGCACAUGCCUGCCAGCUGGCACUGAAGGUAUUCUGAAGCUGUGAAGUUGUAGCCAUGUGAGGAAUAAGUAUGCUGACCUCCUCUCUUGCCAGUUGUGUUAUUUAGUAGUCAUUGUUACUGGUGUGUACUGUACAUGUACUGUUUGCACUGUUUUCUGGUUUUCUGUCAUGCUGUCCUUGUCAAUUAUGCUGUGUAACUCAUUUUAUUGUCUUUUUUUUGUCAAUUGUCAAUGAUGCUGUGUACUGUACUCAUUUUACCGUACUCCCCUUUUUUUGACAAUAGCCAAUUAUGUUGUGUACUCAUUUUUUUUUUUAUCAAUCAUCAUUACCUAGUGUACUGAUUUAAUACUUUUUUGUCCAUUUGCAAUCAUGCUGUCUACUCAUUUUAUAGUCAUAUUUUGUCAAUUGUUAAUUAUGUGCACUCAUUUUUAUUGGUGUGUUAAAAGCACUAUAUACAUUAAAUAUGUUAUA
Sardina pilchardus (European sardine) is the source of this 4596-nucleotide messenger RNA. RefSeq names its product tripartite motif-containing protein 29-like. Bases 202 to 2829 code for a protein of 875 amino acids. The transcript has 11 exons. Gene Ontology annotation, molecular function: zinc ion binding; protein binding; GTP binding. The record is from RefSeq and is a predicted model, not a curated record. NCBI's taxonomy places the organism in Eukaryota, Metazoa, Chordata, Actinopteri, Clupeiformes, Clupeidae.